AUGGCCACGAGCAUCGCCUCCCGGCGCCAGGGGAUCAUGACGGGCAAGGGCGGCUCGUCGGAGCUGCUGCAGGCGGGGGUCACGCAGCGGGCGCUCGCAGCAGUCGCGGCGCAGUACCCGGACGACGCCUGGGCGGGCGAGGCGCGGGCGUACGUGCGGGCCAGCGUCGAGUCGGUGGUGCCGUUCACGCUGAACGCGACGCACAACGCGCUCUCGUACCCGAUGGACCGGCUGUCGACGGGCAAUGCCAUGCUGGCGCUGUACGCGCCGGGCGACGCGGCGACCGAGCCCUUCCGCGCGGCCGCGGCCGCCCUACGGCGCAGCAUCGACCUCAACCGCCGCAACCCGGAGGGCGGCCUGUGGUACUUCGUCUACCCGCAGUGGAGCUACCUCGACGGCAUGUACUCGCUCGCGCCCUUCUACACGCUCUACGCCACCGCCGCGCCGUCCGCCAACUCCUCCGACGCCUGCGCCGCCGACGCCGCCCUUGACGACAUGUAUUACCAGAUCGACCUCCUGUGGAACCGCACGCGCGACGCCGCCUCGGGCCUGCUCGUGCACGGCUACGACGCGUCGGGCACGGCGGUGUGGGCGCGCGCGGGCACGGGCGCGAGCCCGCACGUCUGGGGCCGCAGCCUGGGGUGGUACGCGAUGGCGCUGGUGGACACGCUGGAGGUGCUGCCGCCGGCGGGGGCGGCGCAUGGCGGGGGUGCCGCGGCCCGGCACCGGGGCCCGCUGCUGGCCAAGUUCCAGGCGCUGGCGGCGGCCGUCGCCGCCGCGGCCGACCCGCGCACCGGCGCCUGGUGGCAGGUGCUCGACGCGCCGGGCCGCGCCGGCAACUACAUCGAGUCGAGCGCCAGCGCCAUGUUCGCGUACGCGCUGCUCAAGGGCGCGCGCCUCGGCUACCUCGACGUGCCGCCGCCGCCGCCACCGCCCGCGUACGGCGACUCCGGCCGCCCGCCGCUCGCCCGCGCCGCCGCCACCGCCCUCGCCCUCCGCGCCUACCGCUACAUCAACCAGGCCUUCCUCGUCCGCGAGCCCAACGGCACCCUCAGCUACGACCGCACCGUCGCCGUCUGCAGCCUCAACUCCACCGCCUCCUACGAGUACUACGUCAACCAGCCCAUCAACUACAACAGCGUGCUGGGGUCCGCGCCGUACGUGCUCGCGUCCCUCGAGGUCGAGCGGCUGCUAGGCGCCUCGUGA
This is a messenger RNA of Durotheca rogersii, 1206 nucleotides long. Its product is annotated as Six-hairpin glycosidase-like protein. Bases 1 to 1206 code for a protein of 401 amino acids. NCBI's taxonomy places the organism in Eukaryota, Fungi, Ascomycota, Sordariomycetes, Xylariales, Xylariaceae. The transcript has 2 exons. The record is from RefSeq and is a predicted model, not a curated record. Gene Ontology annotation, biological process: carbohydrate metabolic process.